Messenger RNA from Durio zibethinus, 1717 nucleotides. RefSeq names its product Transcription factor DP (gene DPB). NCBI's taxonomy places the organism in Eukaryota, Viridiplantae, Streptophyta, Magnoliopsida, Malvales, Malvaceae. Gene Ontology annotation, biological process: regulation of cell cycle; regulation of transcription by RNA polymerase II. Gene Ontology annotation, cellular component: transcription regulator complex; nucleus. Gene Ontology annotation, molecular function: DNA-binding transcription factor activity, RNA polymerase II-specific; RNA polymerase II transcription regulatory region sequence-specific DNA binding. The record is from RefSeq and is a predicted model, not a curated record.
CAAUCAGAAAAAAGAAAAAAAAAAAAAGCGAACGGCAAAAACCAAACCCUCAGAAAAAUAAAAUUUCCCUCUUUUCCACAACCUGCACAGCUCUUCAAAGCCUUGAAAACCCCUUUGGCUCCAUUCCCCAUUCCAUAAUAAAAAUCCCUCUUUCCUCUCUUUCCUCACUUUCAUAGUUCAUUUUUUUUUUUCUUACAGAAACCGAAUCAAACAUAUAGAGAUAAUAUUAUUUUGUGCCAAGCUAUUACUGAUUAUGCUAAUUAACUUCUCUUCAUGUCCGGUACCCACUUUUCAUUGAGUUAUGGUAACUGGGAGUAACCAUAUUCAAAACCAUAACCACCAAGAAGAUGGGGAGAAAAACCCAACUAAGGGAGGAGCUUCUAGGUCGUGGGGCACGAUCGUUUCAGGUCAAUCCGUUUCGACUAGUGGUAGUGUUGGCUCUCCCUCGAGCCGGAGUGAGCAAGCUAUGGCCACACCUGGCAGUGAGAACACCUUUUUAAGAUUGAACCAUCUCGAUAUUCACGGAGAUGAUGCUGGAUCUCAAGCUGCUGUUGGUAGUAAAAAGAAGAAGAGAGGCCAACGUGCAGUUGGAGGUGAUAAGAGUGGCAGAGGACUCCGCCAAUUUAGCAUGAAAGUUUGUGAAAAAGUGGAAAGCAAGGGAAGAACCACAUACAAUGAGGUAGCAGAUGAACUUGUAGCUGAAUUUGCUGAUCCCGGCAGUAGUUUAGCAACACCAGAUCAGCAGCAGUAUGACGAGAAAAACAUUCGGCGAAGGGUUUAUGAUGCCCUGAAUGUGCUAAUGGCAAUGGAUAUUAUAUCUAAAGAUAAAAAAGAAAUACAAUGGAAAGGACUUCCUCGUACUAGCCUGAGUGAUAUUGAAGAAUUAAAGACUGAACGGCUCGAACUGAGAAAUAGGAUUGAAAAAAAGGCUGCCUAUCUGCAUGAAUUGGAGGAACAGUUUGUAGGUCUUCAGAAUUUGAUACACCGAAAUGAGCAAUUAUAUAGCACAGGAAAUGCUCCCAGCGGCGGUGUGGAUUUACCUUUUAUCCUGGUUCAGACACGCCCUCAAGCAACUGUUGAGGUAGAAAUAUCUGAAGAUAUGCAGCUGGUGCAUUUUGACUUUAAUAGCACACCAUUUGAGCUCCAUGACGACAAUUAUGUUUUGAAGGCGAUGAAAUUUUGUGAGAGACCACAGAGUGAUGAAAUGGCACACAAUUUUUCUGCAGAUGGUGAAGGUUCUAGCAUGUCCGCAAUUUAUCAACAACAGAUCCUUCCUUCCCCAAGGACAAGCAUGCCGGGUGGGCCUCCUACCUCACCGCCCCUCCCCGGAAUAUUGAAAGCACGUGUCAAGCAUGAACAUUGAAAAUUUAGUUUCAUGCUGAGUACCAUGAAAAAUAAUCUAUUUGUACAUUGUGUAAAGUAACUUGCCAGAAGCAUGCCCUGUGAGAUCAUCCUCACCUCCUAAUAUUUUACCCCACAUUAAGCCUGAUUAGUCUGUUUGUUUGAAGGCUUUUCAUGGGGUAUCAGUUCUGGCAAGUCCUUCAGCUUAUAUCUUCAUAAUUUUGUAAUUGCUUUUAUCCUAUUUUCCCAUGCCAUUUUGACCCCACUGUAGUAGAAAUUAGCUUAUUUGUAUUAGAUUGUAGAGAUUUUUCAUUGCAUACGAAAUCAUAGAAUGAACUAGUUUUUAAAACAGCUUUUCACCCUCUUUUUUUUUUUU